Messenger RNA from Penicillium angulare, 279 nucleotides. RefSeq lists its product as uncharacterized. The transcript has a single exon. Lineage: Eukaryota; Fungi; Ascomycota; Eurotiomycetes; Eurotiales; Aspergillaceae. The record is from RefSeq and is a predicted model, not a curated record. The coding region runs from base 1 to 279 and encodes 92 amino acids.
AUGGCCCGCCCUCCGUCUAAUGCAUCGAGUGUAUACAGUCGCUCGCCAGAUACACCAAAACCACACUCCUCAAGGGCUACGCCUGUCCCCGCCUGGGAUGAUCUUCCCGAGAUUACACCACUGGACCAUCGGAUCUUUGUGGCGGGGAUAACGACCAUGGCAUUAGAGACGACAAAGACACACCUCAGUACAGCAAAGAGCGUGGCACAAUCCCCACUAGACCCAAUCACUGAGAAGCGGAGCCAGCGUGAUCAGCAAGCUCACGAAAAUGAGUUCUAG